AUGAGGCCCCUCGGGCGGCGGCAGGGCGGGGGAGCGCAGGAGCUGGCGGAGGCGGAGCAGGCUCGUCCCCCGACCCCCUCCGCGGCCGGACGCGACCCGGCCGCCGCCGGGAGCGGCUCCUCAGGCACCCCGUAUCUGGGCAGCAAGAUCAGCCUCAUCUCCAAGGCGCAGGUCUGCUACGAGGGCAUCCUCUGCACCAUCCACACCGGCAGCUCCACCGUGGCGCUCGCCAAAGUGAGGUGCUUCGGCACGGAAGGCCGUCCCACGGCUAGGCCUCCUCCCCCCAGGGAAGAGAUUUAUGAGUACAUCAUUUUCUGGGAAAGUGACGUCAAAGGUAUCACUGCGAGUGAACCUCCGACAGCGCAGCACACAUUCCCGCGGGACCCCGCCGUCGUUGCGUCUCCCCUGCGCCCCGCCUCCCCCUGCCCUUCCAGCCGCACGUGCCUUAAACAGCCCUUCCGAGGGACUGCGCCCGGCGGCCCGCUGGCGGCCAGCUCCCUGUUCAGCCGGCAGGAAGCCGCCUCCCUGGGUCUAGAGAACUUGGGAGUUGGUUUUCCAUCCAUCCCAGUCGGCAAGAGGCCCGUGGUGGAGCAGGGUACAACUGGUUCUGCUGAAAACCUGAAUGCUAAAAGGCUGUUGUUACCUGGCAAGGGCACCACAGGGACGCAGCUCAACAGUCGUCAGCGCCCCCCCCCCCCCCACCCCGCCAGCAGCAAGACCCCCAGCGAUGUAGUCCAGCUGGCAGCCGUGCCAACUCAAGGGCAGGUGAAUCACGAGAGCGAAAGACCUCAGAGGAGGCGAUCAGCAAACAGGCGAACGAGGAAUCGCUCCAGAGGGCAAAACCGUCCAACUAAGGUCAAGGAAAACACAAUCAAAUUUGAGGGUGACUUUGAUUUUGAGAGUGCCAAUGCCCAGUUCAACCGAGAGGAGCUUGACAAGGAGUUUAAGAAGAAACUGAAUUUUAAAGAUGACAAGGCUGAGAAGGGGGAAGAGAAGGACCCGGCUGCGGUGACCCAGAGCGGCGAGUUUCUGGCGCCCAGCUGCUGCCAGGACAAAUCCAAGUCGUUCUUUGACAACAUCUCUUCUGAACUCAAGACCAGCUCCAGGCGGACAACGCGGGCCGAAGAGAGGAAGCUCAACAAGGAGACCUUGGGGGUGUCAGGGAGGUUUCCUCGUGGCCAUUCUCGAGGUGCAUUGCGAGGAGGCAGGGGCAAUGGGACCACCCGUCGCAACCCCACUUCCCACAGAGCUGGAACUGGCAGGGCGGGAGGACGUAGUCAUAGGCUCCUACUGAAGUGGCGCGGAAAUGAUUCUGUGUGUCAGGACACAAGGAAAACGCUGCACUUACAGGUACUCGUGGUCACUUUGUUUACGGAGUUUGGAAGAUUCCCAUACUGCUGCGUAUGUUUUGGGCUUGACCUGGACAAGGUCUGA
Saimiri boliviensis boliviensis (Bolivian squirrel monkey) is the source of this 1434-nucleotide messenger RNA. NCBI's taxonomy places the organism in Eukaryota, Metazoa, Chordata, Mammalia, Primates, Cebidae. The record is from RefSeq and is a predicted model, not a curated record.